AUUUUAAGUUCCACUACUCACUCACUAAUUAGCAACAAUAUACGCAGACAUUGUCAUUUUUAUGAAAUAAAAAUGGCUAGAGUAUUACUUUUGUUUUGUGUAGUGUUUGUUACGAUAUAUCAAUCUGAACAAGCUCAUUUUCUGAGUAGAGAAUACAUCAAUAAAAUUAACAGUGUAGCAAAAACAUGGACGGCUGGAAUAAACUUCCACCCAAAUACACACAUUGAUGAAAUAAAAGGUCUGCUGGGAUCAUACUCCAUUGGAUCAAAAAAAAUAGAACUAGUCAAAUCAAAUGAUCCAGUAUAUUCAUAUACCAAUGAAAUUCCCGCAGAAUUUGAUGCUAGAGAAAGAUGGCAAGAAUGUAAAUCAAUCGGAACGGUCCGUGAUCAAGGAAAAUGUGGUUCUUGUUGGGCUUUAAGUACCACCAGUGCUUUUUCUGAUCGUCUAUGCAUUGCUACCGAUGGCGAAUUCAAUGAAAUUUUAUCGGCAGAAAAUUUAGCAUUUUGUUGCUGGACUUGUGGUUUUGGUUGCAAUGGAGGCUUUCCCUUACAGGCUUGGAGAUACUUCAAAUGGCGUGGAGUAGUCACCGGAGGAAGCUACAACACAACAGAGGGAUGUCAACCAUACAGAGUCGCUCCUUGUAUCACAGAUGAAAGAGGUCAAAACACUUGUGACGGAGAAGAAAUUGAAAAAAAUCAUAAAUGCGAGAAGAAAUGUUAUGGUAACACAGAAAUUGAUAUCAAAAAGGAUCGUAGAUACACAAGAGACGCAUACUAUCUAACUCCCAGAGCAAUCCAACAUGAUUUGAUGGCUUAUGGUCCAAUUGAAGCAUCAUUCGACGUGUACAGUGAUUUCAUCAGCUACAAAUAUGGUGUUUACCAUAAGACUGAAAACGCUACUUUGUUGGGAGGGCACUCAGUUAAAUUGAUAGGAUGGGGUGAAGAAGAAGGAACACCAUAUUGGUUAUUAAUGAACUCGUGGAAUGAACAAUGGGGUGAUAAUGGAUUAUUCAAAAUUUUGAGAGGCAACAACGAAUGUAAAAUUGAAGAACACGCCACAGCAGGUGUACCAUAUUUGAACUAGAUGGUCCAAUUUCAAUCAGUUUUAUUCUUUCAAUAAUUGUUAAAUUUUAAUUGUUUAAAAAUGCUCAAUUUUUGUUGCAAAUAAAUUUAAAAUUGAUUGAA
This is a messenger RNA of Daktulosphaira vitifoliae (grape phylloxera), 1184 nucleotides long. RefSeq names its product cathepsin B-like cysteine proteinase 3. The coding region runs from base 73 to 1083 and encodes 336 amino acids. The record is from RefSeq and is a predicted model, not a curated record. The transcript has 6 exons. Gene Ontology annotation, biological process: regulation of catalytic activity. Gene Ontology annotation, cellular component: lysosome. Gene Ontology annotation, molecular function: cysteine-type endopeptidase activity. NCBI's taxonomy places the organism in Eukaryota, Metazoa, Arthropoda, Insecta, Hemiptera, Phylloxeridae.